Molecule: messenger RNA, 1217 nt
Organism: Suillus clintonianus
Lineage: Eukaryota; Fungi; Basidiomycota; Agaricomycetes; Boletales; Suillaceae
Product: phosphoprotein phosphatase
Exons: 6
Coding region: 263-1099 (278 amino acids)
Biological process (GO): termination of RNA polymerase II transcription
Cellular component (GO): nucleus; mRNA cleavage and polyadenylation specificity factor complex
Molecular function (GO): RNA polymerase II CTD heptapeptide repeat phosphatase activity
Source: RefSeq, a predicted model, not a curated record
CCGACCACUUGCUGUUUCGUACACCGACUUGCUCGCCCAUAGUCGUUAUCGGCUCCGCCUAGCCAGGCCUAGUAAGGUGAGCAAAUAACGCAUGUUUAGUACGCUAUGAUGAUUCAGAGUGGAAUCUUUAUCGACCCGGUAACACGUUAAAGUCGCUGGGUCGAGUUGGAGACUAGCAAAUGUUCUAGAUACUGCUGACGCUUUUACUGCCAGUUAAUCACCAUCAUACUAUUGGCUGACAAUAUUCUGUUCAGAAUUACCCAUGGACCCACGCCGAGCUCGCGACCCGCGCUUGGCACGCGUAGACCCACGUUUACAGCGAGCACCAUCUGCGUUGCCGACUCCAUCGCCCCAACAACAAAGUGGGUCUGUACAAGGCGCCUCACAGUGGUCUACGGAUGGAGCAUAUACGACUUCACAGUCCAUGGUUCCCAACGUUCUCGUGCAGCAAGCUGAUAUAGCUUCUGAGAAUGCUGUUGCUGGUCCCUCGACUCCUGCGAACACAGGAUCCUCUGCAUACAAACCUAGGCCACUAUUUUGUGUUGUGUGUGCAAGUAAUCAAAACCGUUCCAUGGAAGGCCAUCAUGUCUUGCACAAAGCCGGAUACAGAGUGAUUUCUUACGGCACGGGCUCUGCUGUUCGCCUACCUGGACCAUCGAUAGACAAGCCUAACAUUUAUUCGUUUGGCACACCAUAUAACUCAAUAUACGAGGAACUCAUUGCAAAAGACUCGAGAUUAUACGCCGCAAAUGGACUUCUCCAGAUGCUCGAUCGCAAUCGGCGAAUAAAACUAGCUCCAGAACGGUGGCAGGACAGCAAGACAGUUGCAGAUGUAGUUAUUACAUGUGAAGAACGUUGUUUUGACGCUGUUUGUGACGACCUGCUCAGUCGCGGUGGAGAAUUCAAUAAGCCCGUUCAUAUCAUUAAUAUCGAGAUUAAAGACAACCAUGAGGAAGCACUCAUUGCUGGAAAGGCGAUGCUGGAUCUAGCCGCUGCUAUCGAAAUCUCCCAAGAUAUCGAUGAAGAUAUCGAUAGGAUACUGCAGGUGCAACAGGAGCGCCACCCCCAUAGUCUUUUACACGCCAUAGCUUUUUACUAGUAAAAAGUUUCUCAUCAUGGGACCCUCGUGGACCCUUGUAAACAAGACAUCGACUUGUUGGUCAUGUGUAUAUUAGGUCAGGCACUGAUGACCAUCAUAAUACCGCUUUUACAACGCU